UGGGGUGGAAUUUUUCACUCUUGCCUGUGGGAUUCCAUUUCCCAGGCUACAACCCCAAUAACCGCUAAAUUCCAGGGGGGAAAAUAAUCUGCCCCAAUUAUUUUCCUAUGGUCUUAUCAUCUUGGAAGUUUUGUUUUUUGUAGCUAGCUAGCCUUCAUCGGAGGAGGAGGAGGAAGAGGAAGAACAAGCAUGAGUAAGAAAAGAGUAGAGCUAGUCUUCGUUCCAAUUCCGUUUGUAGGUCACAUCGUCUCAACAAUUGAGCUGGCCAAGCACCUCAUGGCGCGAGAACCUUGCAUCUCUGUUACCAUUUUCAUCAUUAAGUAUCCUACCAGCGUAGACGUCAAUGCUCGCAUCCAAUCUCUCUCUGCUUCAAUCGCCGGAAUCCGCUUCAUCGAACUGCCUCACCUCGAACUACCUUCACCCGACAGGGCUCAGAGCCCAGAAGCCAUGCUCUCCAUUUUCAUGGAGGACUACAAACCCUUUGUCAAGACGACAGUCACCCAACUCUUCUUCACUCCCGAAUCAUCCGACUCCAAACCAGGUCGACUAGCCGGAUUAUUCAUCGACAUGUUCUGCACCCCCAUGAUCGACGUAGCCACCGAACUCGGGAUCCCUUCUUACAUCUUUUUCGCAUCUACUGCUUGUUUGCUGGGUCUCUUACUCCACCUCCCUGCGCUUGACGCCGGCAUUCACUCCGAUUUCAAGGACUCGGAGACUGACUUCAUGAUCCCAAGUUUAACCAACUCAGUUCCCUUCCAAGUCUUGCCCGAAUCUUUGUGGCACAAAAACCACGACGGGUUUACCUGGUCCGUCUACCACGGCCGAAGGCUCAGGGAAGCGAAGGGGAUUAUCAUAAACACAUUUGCUGAGCUUGAACCCUACGCGGUUCACUCGUUGCCCUUAGAUGGUUCAAACCCACCGGUGUACCCGGUUGGGCCGUUGCUCGAUCAUCAGGGUCUCAUCCACAUGGAAUCCGAACGGACCCAAUUCCGGAGCACAAAGAGAUGGCUUGAUGAUCAGCCCACGGCAUCGGUGGUGUUCCUUUGCUUCGGCAGCAUGGGAAGCUUCAAUCCACCGCAGGUGAAGGAGAUAGCGGUUGGGCUUGAGAGGAGCUUCCACCGGUUCCUAUGGUCAUUGUGCCAGCCACAUCAUUCAGGUCAAAAUUGUCGAAAAAAAUACACGAAUCUCGAGGAGCUGUUGCCAGAGGGAUUCUUAGAUCGGACGACGAAGAGAGGGUUUGUAUGUGGAUGGGUCCCACAGGUAGAUGUGCUGGGUCACCAUGCAAUAGGUGGAUUCGUGUCUCAUUGCGGAUGGAAUUCCAUAUUGGAGAGCUUGUGGUACGGUGUGCCGAUCGCAGCUUGGCCACUGUAUGCGGAGCAGCAUCUGAAUGCGUUCGAGAUGGCAAAGGAGUUGAGAGGACUGGUGGUGGAGCUGAGAUUGGAUGAUUUGGUGAUGGCGGAAGAGGUGGAGAGAGCGGUUAGGUGUUUGAUGGAUUCCGACUGUGAGGUGAGGAAGAAGGUCAAGGAGUUAAGGGAGAUGAGUAGGCAGGUUCUGAUGGACGGUGGAUCAUCCUUUACUUCUUUGGGACGCUUGAUUGAGGAUCUGAUGGAUGAGAGAGCUAAUGAAGUUGUGGUCAAAGUGUGUCCCAAUUUUUCUACUUUAAACACGGAUGGAUGACCUCUUGUAGUUGUGUGGUUUCAACCAAAUGUGUGAUAUAGGUGCAAUUUUAAUAAAUGUGAAGGAUCUAGAAAUAAUUAUCGCAGAACAUUGUUACUCUGGCU
Molecule: messenger RNA, 1781 nt
Organism: Macadamia integrifolia
Lineage: Eukaryota; Viridiplantae; Streptophyta; Magnoliopsida; Proteales; Proteaceae
Product: anthocyanidin 3-O-glucosyltransferase 2-like
Exons: 1
Coding region: 190-1677 (495 amino acids)
Molecular function (GO): UDP-glycosyltransferase activity
Source: RefSeq, a predicted model, not a curated record